This is a messenger RNA of Polyodon spathula (Mississippi paddlefish), 4975 nucleotides long. RefSeq names its product mitogen-activated protein kinase kinase kinase 12 (gene map3k12). The record is from RefSeq and is a predicted model, not a curated record. The coding region runs from base 1050 to 3782 and encodes 910 amino acids. NCBI's taxonomy places the organism in Eukaryota, Metazoa, Chordata, Actinopteri, Acipenseriformes, Polyodontidae. The transcript is spliced from 14 exons. Gene Ontology annotation, biological process: JNK cascade; protein autophosphorylation. Gene Ontology annotation, molecular function: JUN kinase kinase kinase activity; ATP binding.
CUUUGCUAUGCAUCUGUCUGUCUGCCUGUCAUUGAAAAUCAUUAGGCAAUGCUAUAUAGGACAGGAUCAGGGCAGCAAUGAUUUAGUGGUACCCAGUUCUGCAAUCCAGGCUUUUUCAUUGUUUGAUUGUGUGAAUGAGGUCACUGCAGAAUCUCUAGACCUACCAUUCAAUCGACCUUAAACCCUCUGAUAAGACCCAGAUCGAAGAGAGGGGAAGAAAGAAAGUGUCUCUAAUUACAAGAGUAAAACUCUCACAUGCAAGGACGUUUCUGCACAGCCAUUCAAUGCUCCCGACACGACAGCACACGAACAGUGUGCAGCUUCGAAGCUUUCUAGAGGUUUAAUCCUUAUAAAGCUACAGCCGUCUGUUUAGAGAUAUGAGAUCAGAGGGAUAAAGUCCAUCAGAUUAAACAGGGUGGUGGUGGAAGGAAGAGUAAUUCACCCCCCGUUCCUGCUGCGUGUUUGCAGGGUGACAUCACUCAUGAAACACACACACACACACACACACACACACACACACACACACACACACAGCAUAUGCCCAGUGUACACAGACUGAAACGCGCUCGAUUGGAAUUACCUGCAGCACUAAGAACACUGGACAGCGCCACCUUCCCGAUGCUCUGCCGUGAUUGGCCGGCUCGCAAGCCCAAGGGGAGGGCGGGCGCGGGGGCGGGUGUUUGUUGAUUAAUAAAAACUGGAGAUUUGACAGCGAGGCAGGGACUCUGUAGCGAGUGAACCCCGGUGUAUGAAGCUUAUAGCGCCGCAGGGACCCGACCAACACAGCGGCAAAGGCUCGGAGGAGCCAGAUAGCAAAAUUAUCAAAUGCAGAGAAGGAAAUAAUACAAGCGAUCAGGGUAGAAAACACAUGCAUGCUAGUAAUCGUCGCAUCGUCGUCUUGGGAGAUGGAGUGAGGAGAUAAAACGGGCAUCGGGUUACUGUAUUUGAGAAGAGCAUCUGCAUACAGCGCUUCUAGCGACAGCAAGAUGGGUUAUUUUGCCUCGAAGUAGCAAGAAAAAAGCAGAUCCCCGCCCCUCUCUCCGCCACCAAUGGCCUGCAUCCACGAACCCAGAGCCCCGUCCCCCUCCCUCUCCUGCUUCAGCACCUCCCUGUCGGAGCCACCGUUCCGCAGGCUGGACCCCGAGACCGCCCCCUGCACCCCCGAGAAGGACCUCACCCCCACCCAGUGUGUCCUGCGCAACGUGCUGCAAAUGGAGCCAGGAGGGGCGGGGCAGUGCGGGGGCCACAGCCCCACCCCCAGCGAUGAGCCCCCCGAGCACUUUGCCAACAGCGUGCUGAAGCUGCACGAGAACGAGGCUGGGGGCGGGGCGGAGGCGGGGCACCGCGCCGAGGGAGGGGCCGUGCGGGGCCAAUCGGACGAGGGCAGGAUUCAGUGUCAGUCGGGGGCCGGCUUCCUGGAGGGACUGUUUGGCUGCCUCAAACCCGUCUGGACCAUGAUUGGGAAAGCUUACUCCACAGAGCACAAACAGCACCACCAGCAGGAGGACUGGGAGGUCCCGUUCGAGGAGAUCUCAGAUCUGCAGUGGGUGGGGAGCGGCGCGCAGGGCGCCGUGUUUUUGGGGAAGUUGCACGGCGAGGAGGUGGCUGUGAAGAAGGUCCGGGAGCUCAAGGAGACGGACAUCCGAAACCUGCGUAAACUCAAGCACCCCAACAUCAUCACCUUCAGGGGUGUGUGCACACAGGCUCCCUGUUUCUGUCUUAUCAUGGAAUACUGUGCCCAGGGCCAGCUCUAUGAGGUUAUGCGAGCCGGCCGCAAGAUCACUCCCUCCCUGCUGGUGGACUGGUCCAUGGGCAUCGCGGGGGGAAUGAACUACCUUCACCUGCACAAGAUCAUCCACCGGGACCUCAAGUCCCCCAACAUGCUGAUCACCUGUGAUGACCUGGUGAAGAUCUCUGACUUCGGCACCUCCAGGGUGCUCAGUGACAAGAGCACCAAGAUGUCCUUCGCUGGUACGGUGGCCUGGAUGGCUCCUGAGGUGAUCCGCAAUGAACCGGUCUCCGAGAAGGUGGACAUCUGGUCGUUCGGGGUGGUCCUAUGGGAGAUGCUGACUGGCGAGGUCCCCUACAAGGACGUUGACUCCUCAGCAAUCAUCUGGGGCGUCGGGAACAACAGCCUGCAGCUGCCCAUCCCAGAGAGCUGCCCCGACGGCUUCAAGAUUCUGCUGCGACAGUGCUGGAACUGCAAGCCGCGGAACCGCCCGUCGUUCCGGCAGAUCCUGCUGCACCUGGACAUCGCCUCCGCGGACUUACUCUCCACCCCCCAAGAGACCUACUUCAAAUCUCAGGCGGAGUGGCGCGAGGAAGUGAAGCAGCACUUUGAAAAGAUCAAGUCUGAGGGGACGUGUCUGCACAGGCUGGACGAGGAACUCGUCAACCGGAGGCGUGAGGAGCUGAGGCAUGCGCUGGAUAUUCGCGAGCACUACGAGAGGAAGCUGGAGAGAGCCAACAACCUCUACAUGGAGCUCAACGCAGUCAUGCUGCAGCUCGAACUGAAAGAGCAAGAGCUGCAAAGACGGGAGCAGUCUAUGGAGAAGAAGCACCCUGGUCUGUUCAAACCUCACACCCCCCGCCCUGCCGGCCCGGCGAACUCCAUGGACAAACUCAUCAAGAAGCGCAACGUGCCCCAAAAGCUACCGUCCCACAACAAGCGACCAGACCUCUUGAAGUCAGAAGUCAUCCUUCCGAAGCUGGACUCCUCAAUGACUCAGGUGACCAUCCCUGCUCAUCCUAACAAGGGCUCCACCUCGCCAGGCCGGUCACGGAGGGGCAAGCCGCGCUACCGCAAGGCGGGCAAGGGCAGCAGCGGGGACCUGGCGGGACUGAAGGCUGCCCUCUCCCCUGCGCCCCUGCCAGCCAUGCACUUGGACCCCAGCGCAGCCCUCCGGGGGCUGCAGCAUGACCUCCUGCUCAAGAAGAUGUCCUCCUCCAGCCCUGACCUCAUCUCCACCACCCUGGAGGCGGAGGGCAGGGUGAAAGACGACGCGGGCAUGGACCGGGACAGCCGCAGCGUCUCCGGGGGGCUGGGAGAGGCUGAGACAGAGGACCUCACAGAGACUCCGCCCCGCAGCGACACCCCCAGUGAGGACGCCGCCUCCAUUCCGUUCUCCAGCAGCCCCGAUUCGCCCUGCGGGAGGGGAGGGGCCGCUGGGAAGGGCUCGGCUCUGGGGCAGCCCCGCCCUCCGCUGGAGGGGGAAGAGAAAGAGGAGGGGCCUGGGGGCAGGCUGCCCAGGGGAGGGGCAGGGGGGAGUGGCCAGCCGCACCUCACACCGGCAGCUAUCUUGUACCGGGCAGCUGUCACCAGGAAACAGAAGCGUGGCGUCUCGUCCGAGGAGGAGGGAGAGGUGGACAGCGAGGUGGAGAUGCCACGGAGACAGAGGCGGCCGGCAGCAGCGAUGUCCAAGUGCCAGUCCCUGUCCACCUUCAGCUCGGAGAACCUGUCCGUGUCGGACGGGGAGGAGGGCAACACGAGUGACCACUCGCACAGCGGCACGCCCGACGUGGUCAGCACCAAUACCGACGAGCGGCUGGACGACAAGUCCGAUGACCUGCUGUCCCAGAGCUCCGAGAUCCCCGUGGACGUGCUGCUGCACUCCGACGGGCUGUCCGAGAAAGAGGCGGCCGUGAGGGAGGUCAAGACGCAGCUGAGCGCCAACGCGCACGAGAACCCCCUGGUGUACGACGACUCGGACUGCGACAGUGCAGAGCUAGACCACUCAGGCAGUGCAGAGGCCAGCCAUCCAUCCAGCACAGCCACAUGGUGAUCACGAGGACCCUUCACCUGUGUACAGACACCACCCCCAAAAUCACUCGACAGGACCCUGCUAGGAGACCCUCCCUCUCUCCCCUCUCUCUUCUUCAAUCCAGGAACUUUAUUUUAACAUCAGCGGAUUUAUAAAUGAUCUGUUAUUUAUUUUAUUGUAUUUAUGAAUUUGGUUUUAUUUGGCAUAUACAGGUACACACGCUGCCAACAGAAAAAUACUUCCCUCUCAUUUACAAAGAAACAUCCUCAGCUGUGCCAAUUAAUUACCCAGUCAUGCUGAAUUCAGAAAUAAGAAACUUAAACACAGUGACAAACGUUUCGAUUCUGUGCUUUUAAGCGAGAUCCACCCCCCCCCCCCCCCCCCCCCAGUAGGGGAGAAUGGUGUGCUAACAGCAGCCUCAACGGGAUGAACAGCCUUUUCUAUCUCCUAUGGGCAAGACUUCUAAGAAACCUUUUAAUGAGAAGGAAUCAGGCGUUAGUUCAUUCUGAAGCAUCCUACCAAAAAAUAUAAUAUAUAUAUAAUAAUAAUAAUAAUUUCAUUGCAAUGAUAGAGGACUGUCAAUCUUUCCAUGCACAAUAAGGCACUUGGGUCUAAAUAAGAUAAUUGGAUAUUUGAAAUGAGCCACAGAAUAGCUUGAAGCACGAAGACUGGCGAGAGCUCAUUCUGUUCGUGGCCCAGUCCAGGGUGCCUGUUCUCUGCUCGCUUUCCAAUUGGAAAUUAAAACAAAAGCCUUUCGCUCUUCCGUUAUUUAUUUAUGUUUUUGGUGGCGAGCCCAAUCGAACAACUUUGUAUUUAUUUAUUUGCUGUAUUUAUUAUUUGAAUAUAUAUCAGGGAUUAAGUUUACACCUUGUCAAUUUUUUAAUUUUUGUAAAUAGAUAUUUAAAUGUCUCGACACUGUGUAAAUGAAACACACUGGUGCUGACGAAGUUGACUUGAAAAGGACCGUGCACGGCCAGCAGUAUUCUAGAAGCUGAGAUUUUAAGGAGGUGUCCGACAGGCUGCAAUGCUUUCACUGCUAAACUAAUUACAGUGAAGCCCCUCGGGCAGCGUUCUCGGCACAGUGCUGCGCUGCACAGGGCCAGUCUUCAUUCUUGCCUGCCGUCAUAUUAGCGAUGCUACUGUGUUCUAACCCACUUGCAAAAAGGAUCCUCUACCGACUGUAUCAAUUUAUACAUAUAUUAAAAAAAAAAAAA